Octodon degus (degu) is the source of this 813-nucleotide messenger RNA. Its product is annotated as BPI fold-containing family A member 2. The transcript has 8 exons. Bases 1 to 714 code for a protein of 237 amino acids. Lineage: Eukaryota; Metazoa; Chordata; Mammalia; Rodentia; Octodontidae. The record is from RefSeq and is a predicted model, not a curated record.
AUGUCUCAGCGUUGGAAGCUUCUUAUCUUGUGCCACCUGCUCACUGGGACCUCAGAAGGUCUUCAUUCCGGUGUCCUGAAUAAUUUUGUGGACAAGACGAACUCUUUUCUCCAGAACGGGCCUGAGACUGUUGACAAUCCAUCUACAGGGUUUUCUUGGCAAUGGAAUUCCAGCGUGAGGGCGCCUCUGAAAUUCAGUGGUAAGAGGAAGAUCGAGGAAAAUGAAGUGGUGGAUCUUGCAAGUCUGGAAAACCCCUUUAGGGUGAAAAUCAGCAAGACUGUCAUCAGGGUCAUCCAAGCUGAACGGACAGCAGAUGGCAGAAGUAUCAACCUGAGAUUUCUGGUCACAGCUAAUGUCACCGCAGCCCUGCCCCUCAUCUGCAGGAGGGCCAACCUAGAGGUCUCUCUGUACCUCCUGACCAGAAUCAGACUUGUACCAGUACCUCAGAGCAGUCUCUUCACUGUGGCCGUGGGAGAAUUCACUGUGGACCCAGAUACCAUCACAAUCUCCUUGCUGGACAGAACUAAUGCCAUGCUCAAGAGGUCCAUGGGCUCUAUGAUUCGUGUUUUGAAGAAGAGCAUUUUUGUCUUGUUGCAGAAACAAAAUCAGAUACAUGCCAGGAUCAAAAGGUUUUUGGAUGGUCUGCAAAAGAGCUCUCUUGAGGGGAUCCAUGCCCAACUUCAACACACAGCUGACCUGUAUCUUUCCAUCUGAAGAGGAUGAAUGAGGAGAACCACUGUGAUGCUACCUGUUGGUGGGUCUCCAGGGCCUUGCCUUGCCACCUCACUGAAUCUCUGUCUGGGAAGGUGGGGC